CUAGCCGUUAAGGUGAGCAAUCCGUGCCACAAGGACAUUCGAGGCAGAAAAUUGUCGGCUGUUAUUUUCUUCGAUACAAGAACAAUGUAUCGACGUGUGGUUAGCGAGGUUUGCAAGACCUUACCUAGAUUCAACAAUGGAAAUGUUGGUGGAAUUGCUGGAGUGACCGUUAGUAGGCCAUACUCCAACGACUAUGCUGUUUUGGACGAACUGUCAUUCUCUGAAACUGUCGAUAAAUUUUUCGAUAAAGCAGCUGAUUUGGUCGAAGAUAAAUUAGCCGAUACCAUGAAGGGAAAACUAUCAUUGGAUGAAAAAAGAAGAAAAGUGAGGGGCAUAUUGAAAAUGAUCAAACCGUGUAACCAUAUGAUUGAAUUAACUUUCCCUAUCCGUCGUGACAACGGAGAGUUUGAAAUCAUUGAAGCAUGGCGAGCACAGCACAGUCAACAUCGAACACCGUGUAAAGGAGGUAUUCGUUACAGCCCUAUUGUGAAUGUAGAUGAAGUUCGUGCCCUUGCGUCGCUCAUGACAUACAAGUGUGCAGUAGUGGAUGUACCCUUUGGAGGGGCCAAGGCUGGAGUGAAGAUCAACCCAACAGAUUAUUCUGAACGAGAGCUGGAAAAAAUCACUCGUCGACUAGCAGUGGAACUAGCAAAGAAAGGAUUCAUAGGACCUGGUAUUGAUGUGCCUGCACCUGACAUGGGAACUGGAGAGAGGGAAAUGAGCUGGAUAGCUGAUACCUACGCCAACACAAUAGGAUACAACGACAUCAAUGCCCAUGCCUGCAUCACUGGUAAACCCAUCACACAAGGUGGCAUUCAUGGUCGUAUCUCAGCCACGGGAAGGGGAGUGUACCAUGGUAUCCAAAAUUUUGUUAAUGAGGCAAGCUACAUGAGUAUGAUUGGACUCACACCUGGCUUUGGGGAUAAAACCUACAUUGUACAGGGUUUAGGUAACGUGGGUCUACAUACAAUGAGAUAUCUCCACAGAGCCGGAGCCAAGUGUAUUGGUAUUAUAGAAAAGGAUGGCAGUAUCUAUAACAGGGAUGGCAUCAGUCCACGUGACAUGGAGGACUAUAAGAUCGAAAAUGGGACGAUAAUUGGAUUUCCAGGAGCCUCCGUGUAUGAAGGUAACUUGUUGUUGGAGAAGUGUGACAUCUUGGUACCAGCUGCCAGUGAGAAACAACUCACCAGUGAAAAUGCUCAUCAAAUUCAGGCUAAGAUAAUUGCUGAGGGUGCUAACGGUCCCACAACCAUGGGAGCAGACAGGAUCUUCUUGGAGAGAAAUGUCCUUGUUAUCCCAGAUCUAUACAUCAAUGCUGGAGGUGUAACUGUUUCCUAUUUUGAGUGGCUCAAAAAUCUGAACCAUGUCAGCUACGGACGACUCACCUUUAAGUAUGAGAAAGAUUCAAAUUACUUCCUUCUCCAAAGUGUCCAAAACUCUCUGGAAAGGAAAUUUGGCAAAGUUGGAGGAUCAAUUCCCAUUAAUGCUUCUGAGGAUUUUGAGAAGAGAAUUCAUGGUGCUUCUGAAAAGGAUAUUGUACACUCUGGGUUAGAAUACACAAUGGAAAGAUCGGCAAGGAACAUUAUGAGGACAGCUAUGAAGUACAACCUCGGCCUGGAUCUGAGAACAGCUGCAUUCAUCACAGCCAUUGAGAAAAUCUUCAAAGUGUAUGAAGAGGCUGGCCUCACUUUCACGUAGACCUACUGUGGGACUUUGAUAUAUCCUGUGAUAUAUGGCGAUACAAUAACAGGACUAAGAAAUAGCAGUGUUAGUAGAGCACUUUUAAUGUAGUUGUUUACUGUCAGAAAAUCAGAACGUUUUAAUCGCAGGAAAGUUAAAUGAACAAUAGUUAGUAUAUUUUAUCAAAUCAAUGGUUUAUUUAUUAAUCCCAUCUGGAUUCUCGCAGAAAUCAAGUAUAGAUCCUGGGAUUGACUCAAAAGAUCUGUAAUUCUGUUCUGUCUCAAAUUGAACUCCAUGAACAUCCCUUUUGGGAAAAAUACAGGCUUAAUUAACAUGGUUAUCUUUCAAAAUAUUUGGGUUGAAAAUUGGAUCCCUGCAGAAUUUCCCUUUAAAAGAUUCAAAAGUCGGCAAGUACAUACUCGAUUAUCAAAUAUGUUAUUGAAUUAAAAGCACAAUUCAUCUUAUUAUAAUCAUUGCUAGAGUAAAAAUCUGUCUAAAACACUGAGAAGUUUAAUGCUGUACAGAAAAUCUUCAGGUUAUCUUCUCCAAAAGCCAGGGAAUUUGAGUCACAUUAGAGUGGGAGAUUACAUGUAUGUAUGGAAAUAUAUCUUAAAUUUAGAUCUGUAGAAAGUACUGUUACAUGCAAUAUGUUGUCUCUGUAUGUUUUGUAUGAUACAUGUAUAUAUUUGAUAUGUAGUAAAGUGUUAAACCUUGAUAUUAGCAUUAUAUAUGGGUAUUUUGGAUUGAGAAAAUGCAUGGUUUAAAUUUGUGGUGAGUAUACAGCAGCGCCUUGUAUUGCCAGAAAACUGCCAGACUCCCCAUUCAGGAAACUGUUCUGAUGCAUAUAUUUGUGUUGGUUUGUUGUCCAACUGUUAAAAAGGGUCCAGUGUAAACGUAUGUAUAAAAGUAGGGUGAAGAUGUGUAAACUUGUUUGAUAAAAGUGUAUCUGAAGUAAUGUAUACUGAACAUCAGUCAAACAAAAGUUCUGGAAUGUCCUGAUGUAUUUAAUUAAAAAUAAGAUCACCAGGCCAGUUUGAAAAAAACACACCAUUCACAAACUUCAUUUCCUGCAGUCUUUUUCUACCAGAUUUCUAUACUGUCUACUUCAUUCCAUUACAUGUGGACCUGUGCUGGUACUUGUCGGGAAGUAAUCCCUAUUUGUCAUAUUGUCCAACUGAUAUCAUUGCUAGAGAUUCUGAGUUUGAAGUGUAACUUGCUGAUUUAGUGCUGUUUUCCUCUAUAACUUAUAUCUUGCACACCUGUUGAUUUAUGUUUUUACACCAUUUUAAGUUUUUCAUAUUUUUCUACUCCACAACUUUGUAAUCUGCAGUGUUUAUUUUGUGUCAACAUCACAAAUAGAACACACAUUAACUCUUUGCAUUUAUCUGUACGUUUUUUUCUUUUACACUAAUAAAUAAUGCUGUUAAUGAAUUGUUUGGCAUUUGUCAAUAUUCAUCAGAUAAUAAAGAUUGAGAACAUGGGAAUUAUAUAUCUGUUCCAUACAAUCGAAGUGGUAGCAUUUGUUGUUUCAAUAUCUAUGAAUAUGAAAAAUAAACGUUUCUUUGAAA
Messenger RNA from Pecten maximus, 3248 nucleotides. Its product is annotated as glutamate dehydrogenase, mitochondrial-like. The transcript is spliced from 12 exons. Gene Ontology annotation, molecular function: L-glutamate dehydrogenase (NAD+) activity. The record is from RefSeq and is a predicted model, not a curated record. The coding region runs from base 85 to 1698 and encodes 537 amino acids. Lineage: Eukaryota; Metazoa; Mollusca; Bivalvia; Pectinida; Pectinidae. Gene Ontology annotation, cellular component: mitochondrion. Gene Ontology annotation, biological process: L-glutamate catabolic process.